AUGGUCAGUUGGCAUUUCUUGCAGUAAGAAGAUCCUUCCCGCUGACCAUCAUCCCUUCUCGCCGACCUCAUCGCCCGUGUGCAGGCUCUCAUGCACGACCCUCCUGAUCCUGUUCCUCGGCCUGUCCUCGCAAAUCUACAUCAUCAUCCCGUGGCCUUCGUUGAGCUCGGAAGCAAAGUGGCGUACCUUGUUCCCCUUCAAUGUGCUCUUGGCUCUGUUGUUGUACAACUACUAUCUCUGCAUCACCGUCGACCCCGGGAGGGUCCCCGUCGAUUGGGUCAGUCGUUCACCUCUCCUUGGAGCCGUCUCGUGCGACAUGGACUCAGGCCUUCUUUUCGCUCGUGCACAGCGUCCCAAUCACCUUGAGCCAAUGCAAGUCAAGUCACUGACAAGAACACCUCGAUACUGUCGAACCUGCAAAGGUGACCACCCCUUUUCCCCCAUCUACCUCUCCUCGCGCGCCUCGCUGACCCCCCCGCCCCCACUUUAUGGGGACCCCAAACUCAUCAGCCUACAAACCUCCCCGAGCGCACCACUGCAAGAAAUGCAAGCGCUGCGUCCUCAAAAUGGACCACCACUGCCCCUGGGUCAACAACUGCGUCGGCCACCACAACUAUCCCCACUUCCUGCGCUUCCUCAUCUACGUCGACCUCGCCACGGCGUGGCAUCUCAUCAUGCUGUCGCGCAGGGUCUUUUACGGCAAUCAAUGGGUCGAUUAUACUGAUCACGAGAUGACGAAGGGGUUCUUGAUUCUUUUGGUGAUGAACUAUGUGCUGUGUCUACCGACUUUCAUUGCUGUUGGCAGUUGAGUACCCGCCUUGCUCUCUUCGAACUUCACGAAGCGAAAAUCCGGCUUGGCUUUCGGCUUCGGCAUGGCUGACGCUUUUGAUCUGCUCCUGUGCCUCCAGUAUUCUCGCUCUAUCACUUGUGGUGUCUCGCAUCCAAUACGACAACGAUCGAAUCGUGGGAAAAGGAAAAGGUGGCAACGUUGCAACGAAGGGGCCGGAUAGGGCAGGCACGUCACUGAAACUGAGCUCCAUGGACGAGUGAGCCAGGCUAAAUCGCGAUUCCCCUUCGUCGACAGUUCAAAUACCCCUACCAUCUUUCUUUCAUCAAGAACAUCCAAGCCGUGCUCGGAUCGAAUCCGUUGCUAUGGCUCGUGCCAGGUCAAAAAGCACCAGGCGACGGGCUUAAGUACAAAGUUGGCAAAGAAGUUGGUGGGUCCACGAAUCAAUCAUCGGGGCACGAAAAACGCUUUGUAAGAGGAAGAGACUUACCAAAUGACUAUUUCGUAAUCCACAAGAGCAAGACUCGCAAUAUCUUUGGCCACCUAAAGAUCCCUAUCUCCCGUCCUCGUCGACCUCUCUCCAUCGGGAUCAGGUGAACGACCCUUCACAAGCCUUCACUUAUGGUGCCGAAGCCUUGAACCCGACCCUUUCCUCGCAACUUCAUCAGAGGAAGCGAAAGCUUGUCAAGUCCGAUCGAGCGCCUUACGAACAAUCGUCGGGUGUGGACGACGACGACGACGACGAUCAUACGGCGCUCGACAUCGACGAAGGGGAAGAAGACGACAUUCCACUUGCCACCCUCAGAGCUGAUCAGACCAACGGCAGGGUUCGAUUGCGAAGAGGAUCAGAAGGUUACGAAGUUCGACCUCGAGGGCCAUGGGGGAUGGAUGACCCAGGCCUCACGAGCCGAUUAACGGACCAGACGGUGGGGUUCGAACGACCGCGAGAAUUGGACGAGUGGCAAGGCUUGGAUUCGAGUGAUGGGAGGUAUAGAGUUUAUAGGCCUGGAGACGAGGAAGCGGAGGGGAAGCGGACGGAUAGCUCGGAGGAUGAUAGUGGGAGUGGGUGGAGUAGUGAGCAGAGUGCGGAUUGA
Microbotryum saponariae is the source of this 1881-nucleotide messenger RNA. Lineage: Eukaryota; Fungi; Basidiomycota; Microbotryomycetes; Microbotryales; Microbotryaceae. The record is from the annotation of a GenBank genome assembly.